AUGACUUCGACCAAGGAGUUCAACUUCAAGGCUGGAGCCGAUGUCUUCACACCUAAGGACCUCAUCGAGCUCGCCCGACCCGGUACUGGCCUGGCUAACCCUGAUGGCGAUCUCGUCCUCGUUCCGGUCUCGAAGUACUCCUUUGAGGAUAAAAAGAACAACAAGUCGAUCUACAUCGCGCCUUUGGAAUCCACGAUUCAACCUCUCCAGAUUCCUCUCACACACGGAGGGGAAGCCUUCUGGCUUGACUCGAAGACAGUUGGACAUGUUGUCACCAAUGAAGGCGACAAGGCCGCUUCUCUCUACGCUAUCUCCGUCAAAUUCACAACCGAACCAGACUCUCAGCUUACCCCUGAACCCCCUGUUCUCGUCGGCACAUUUCCCACCACCUCUGCCACAAACUUCCGCUACUCCUCGUCCACCGGAACGCUCGUGUUUUCGGAUUAUGUUUACGACGAUGGAAACUUGACCAAGGUGAAGGACAAUGAUGAGGCUUACGCGAAUAGGGGCAACACCGCCUUCGUGUACGAUGAAGGUUAUGAGAGGCACUGGGAUACGUGGACUGGACCGAAGAAAACCAGCCUCUUUACCGUCAAACUCGCUGUAGGGAAGAACGAGAAAUGGGAACUGGGAGAUGAAUGGGUGAAUGCUCUACAGGGAACAGGACACCACUCGCCCGUGGAACCCUUUGGAGGAACGGACGACUUUGACAUCUCUGGCCACUCUAUCGUCUAUACCGCCAAGGACCCAAAACUUCCUGAGGCAUCACACACAAGACAAAAUAUUUAUCUCGUGGACUUCAGUGGCGGUAAGCCUCGUGAGCUCACCUCUGGUGAGCAAGGUGCUACGCAUGCCCCGGUCUUCAGUCGUUCUGGCGACAAAGUUGCAUGGACGGAGAUGGACGAGGAUGGUUACGAGGCCGACCGUGCGAAGAUAGUCAUCUACGACUUGAGCAAGGACGUCCGCUUCACACUUACCCAGCCAUGGGAUCGCUCGCCCGACGCCCUUACUUUCUCUGAAGACGACUCCUUCCUAUAUCUCACUGCAGCUGACCACGCACGUAACAAAGUCUUCGUGCUCCCCGUUCCCGCCACCCCUUCUUCAUCCACGAAACACCCCUCCCUACCGCCACAUUACACCCAUCCUCGCCCACUCACCUCUUCUGGUGCCGCUUCUGGCUUAAAAGUCCUCAAAGGCGGUCGUCUCAUCUACACUCUCUCGUCCAUCACUGGCCCCAACGACGUUUACAUCAUUCGCGGACUCAAGGAUCUUGAGAAGGGUGAUUUGACCUCGACGUGGAAGAGCGACCCCGAACAGAUCACGAAGUUUACUGAGAAAGACCUAGAGGGCAAGGAUAUCAUCGCUCCAGAAGAAUUCACUUUUGAAGGCGCAGAGGGUGCAACAGUACAGGGUUGGACUAUCAAGCCGAAGGGGUUUAAGGAGGGCGCGAAGAAGAAGUGGCCGGUCGUGUUGCUGAUACACGGCGGACCACAGGGCGCAUGGGAAGAUCAGUGGUCUACGAGGUGGAAUCCGGAAGUGUUUGCCCAGCAGGGGUACUUCACCGUCGCCAUCAACCCCACUGGAUCUACUUCAUUCGGGCAAGACUUCACAGACGCUAUCGCCGAAAAUUGGGGAGGCAGACCAUUCGAGGAUCUACAGAAGGGUUGGAAGUACAUACUAAACAAGUAUCCUGAGAUCGACCAGGAGCGUGCCGUCGCGGCUGGUGCUAGUUGGGGCGGCUAUGCCAUCAACUGGAUCCAAGGGCAUCCUGAGUUCGGCUUCGGCUUUAAGGCUCUCGUAUGCCACGAUGGUGUCUUUGAUGCUCUGUAUAACGGGUAUUCCACCGACGAGCUCUUCUUCAACAUACACGAAUGGGGUGGCGUGCCACACGAACCUCGAGCUCGUGCGAUCAUCGAGAAAUACAACCCAAGAAACUUCGUCAACCACUGGUCGACGCCCCAACUCAUCAUUCAUGGCAGCAAGGAUUUCAGACUCCCCGAUACGGAAGGCAUCGGGGCGUUCCACGCUCUAAAACAGCGAAAUGUCCCAGCCCGCCUUGUAGUCUUCCCGGAUGAGAACCAUUGGGUGCUAAACCCCGGCAACAGCUUGAAGUGGCACUACGAGGUUUUCCGGUGGUUCCAUACGUAUGCUGGGAACGAUGAGGAGUAA
This is a messenger RNA of Stereum hirsutum FP-91666 SS1, 2169 nucleotides long. Its product is annotated as alpha/beta-hydrolase. The transcript has 11 exons. Gene Ontology annotation, molecular function: serine-type endopeptidase activity. Lineage: Eukaryota; Fungi; Basidiomycota; Agaricomycetes; Russulales; Stereaceae. Bases 1 to 2169 code for a protein of 722 amino acids. Gene Ontology annotation, biological process: proteolysis. The record is from RefSeq and is a predicted model, not a curated record.